Messenger RNA from Rotaria socialis, 381 nucleotides. The record is from the annotation of a GenBank genome assembly. NCBI's taxonomy places the organism in Eukaryota, Metazoa, Rotifera, Eurotatoria, Philodinida, Philodinidae.
AUGGCUCAAUUACAAGUGACCGUUGUUGAAGCAAAAAAUUUAAAGAAAAAAGAUAUAUUGAGUGAAAAUGAUCCUUUCGUUGAAAUAUAUCUUGAUGAUUCCAAUUAUAAACAAAAAACAAAAGCAAAAAAAGAUGCGAAAAAUCCAAAAUGGAAUCAAUCAUUUGUUUUUAAUCAUUUAUACGGACAAGAUAUUCUUCACGUUGAAGUGUAUGACGAAGAUUCAGUUAAAAAUGAUAAGAUUGGCUCAGUUCAAAUUGAUUUGCAUGAAUUAUACCAGAAAGGGCAUAUAAAUCAAUGGUUUGAGCUCAACGGAAAAUUGGGUUCAAAGUCUCAUGGACAAAUUCAUCUUGACUUGUAUUUUGAGCGACUUAAAGUAUAA